Molecule: messenger RNA, 1503 nt
Organism: Eimeria necatrix
Lineage: Eukaryota; Apicomplexa; Conoidasida; Eucoccidiorida; Eimeriidae
Exons: 4
Coding region: 1-1503 (500 amino acids)
Source: RefSeq, a predicted model, not a curated record
AUGCAGCCAGCAGCAGAAGCCUCAGAAGCGGCAGCAGCUGAACAGCAGCUGCAGCGCGGCUUGCUGCAGCGCUUCAGAGCUCUCCCGCUGCUCUCCUGCCCCAUUGCCCACAGCAGCAAGUCUCCGGCCCUGGGGCAGGCGCUGCAGCAGCAGCAGCAGCAGCAGCAGCAGCAGCAGCAGCAGCAGCAGCAGCAGCAGCAGCAGCAGCAGGGAGCCUCGGGUGCGGCUGCGGCUCAGCGCCUAGCGUUGGGGGCGCAGCAGCAGCGGGAAGCCCCGAGGGGAGUUGUCUGCAGCCAAAUGGGGGAAGAAGGAAGGUCUCAGUCCCUCCCCUCCGCCGCAGAGCCCCAGGCCUUUCGAACUGCAGCAACACCAGAGCCCCAGCCAGUGUGGGGCCCCUCGGGGCUUUCCCCGGGGGCCCCCGGGGGGCCCCCCGCAGUUCUUUCGCCUGCGGGGGCCCCCCCCGCGGCCUCUGGGGGGCCCCCUGCAGCAGCGCUGGCAGCAGCAGCAGCAGCUGCUGCUGCUGCUGCUGCUGCUGCAGCAGGGAGCGGCGCUGCGGGGGGGGCCCUCACGGAAAGGGGGCCCCCAGAAGCCGCAGGAGAAGGGGGGCCCCCUGCUGCGGGUUUUGCUGCUGCUGCGGAAGCCCCGCAGGGCCACGGGCCCGCAGCUUCCCGUGGGGGCCCCCAAAGUGCGCUGCAGGCGCUUCUAGGCAGCAGCAGCAGCAGCAGCAGCAGCAGCAGCAGCAGCAGCAGCAGCAGCAGCAGCAGCAGCGUUGGGGAUGCAGGGCAGUCCGGUGGGGGGAGCCGAGAGGCGGGGCCUAGCGGGUAUUCGACUGCGGAGGGGAGCAGCAGCCGGGUGGAAGGGAGCAGCAGCAGCAGCAGCAGCAGCGGGAUGGACGCGAGCCCGAGCCCGAGCUGGAGCAGCAGCAGCGGCAGCAGCAGCAGCAGGAGCUUCGCGCUGAGCGGCGCGGACCCCGCAGGCGCUGCUGCUGCUGCUGCUGCCGCCGGAGCGGCAGGCGCCGCAGCAGCAGCUGCUGCGCGGGGCGCGCGCGCAGCAGCAGCAGCAGCAGCGGAGGAGAGCAGCAGCGGGAGCAGCAGCGACGGCGCCGCUGCUGCUGCGCCGCAGCAGCAGCAGCAGCAGCAGCAGCAGCAGCAGCAGCGCAGCAACCCCACCUUGGGGCUGCAUGCAUCCAGCGUUGUUGUGCCCCUCGAAAGAGCAGCAGCGCUGCUGCGCUGCAGCCAAAAAGCCCUCGCAAAAGACAUUUCUGUGGUUUUGGCUUUUAUUAAAAAAAAGCUGCAGCAGCAGCUGCUGGCAGCAAACUCGCCGCAGUUCCAACUCGACAGACUCGACCUCGUCGUCCAAAAAGUCAAAAACAUCAAACGCAGGACAGAAAAAGCAGCAGCAGAAGCCACGGGAGAACUCGAGAGGUGCAGCAGAAGGCUGAAGGUUUUGGCUGAAGAGCCUGACUUGCAGGAGGCGCAGCUGCGGGUUCGCCCUAAACCCUAA